CCCACCCCCCUCCCUCCCUCACACCGCCGCCACUGGCAGCCACCGUCUCUGCGAUCGUGCGCUCCGUCCGCGGCUCCGCUCCUUCUGCUCUGACUGUGUCCCUGUCGGUGUUUUCAGCGGAGGGGCUGCACGCGCGAUUGCGCUAUUGAUACCCACUUUAUAGUGAAUCUGUGGAAAGUCAUCCUCUCUCUCACUCUCUCUCUCUCUCUCUCUGUGUGUCUCUCUCUCUCUGUCCUCCUCUCUGGCUGCGCUUUGGUAACCUAACAGGGAGGUGUUAACUACUUUUCCUUUUCCAAAGCGCCUCCCGUUAUCUCCGGUGCUGCUGCGCAAGAACCAGAAGGGCCACUGCUACUGAUAUUCCCACUCCGCAGAAAAAAAAAAAAAAAAGUUUUGUUGUUGAGGAUAAAAAAAAAAAAACGAAGCCGGAAACAGGAGUCGUCUGCAGAAAGAAGCGGAUUCUGCCACAGCGAGUUUGGUGACCAGAUGAACACGAGGAACCAGGUCGAUCGACUACAGACACUCACUUUCCCAGGACCCCUUGGCUUCCACCACAACAACCUCUCCAAAAGGGAGGCUUUUACAGCUUCUUGCCCAGGAGACAAACCUUAACCUUGAAAGUUUAUUGUGUUUAUCAGUAGGACAGAACUGGUCCAAACUGUAAAACCGAUGAAGGACUGAACAAACCCAAAACGCCCCUAACUGGAAUGGAAUGAGUGGGACUGAACACAAAUGAAGUGAGUUUGGCGGGAGACACAUGAAAUAAGUUUAGUUCCACUGAAGAGAAAUGAACUGAUUUCACGCUAACCUGAACUGACAUUAGCUGACACACACAUUUUGCCAAGAACACUCUACCUAAGUUGGACUCUUUUUUUUCUUGAGCCCCUUCUUUCUAAAAGCCAUUUGACUCUUCAAACGUCACUCAUUCACUUCCCCAGACCCUUUCCAAGGGUCUUGGAUAGUGUCUCCAAUUUCUCUGAGGAGGAAUCAUCUCCUCUUCCCCUAUAAUUCCUCAGAAAUACACUCUUUGAUCCAGAUAUGGACCUCCACAGGGCAGCCUUCAAGAUGGAGAGCUCCUCCUACUUGCCCAAUCCCCUGGCCUCCCCAGCCCUCAUGGUCCUGGCCUCCACAGCUGAAGCUUCGCGUGAUGCUUCUAUCCCCUGUCAGCAGCCGCGGCCCUUUGGCGUCCCGGUUUCAGUAGAGAAAGACGUCCAUUUGCCAUUCAACAAUGGUUCUUACACUUUUGCGUCAAUGUACCACCGUCAAGGUGCUGUACCUCCAGGAUUUCCCAACAGGGACUUUCCUCCGUCCCUCCUCCACCUCCAUCAUCAGUUUGCCCCACCAAAUCUGGACUGCUCACCAAUCAGCAUGCUGAAUCACAGUGGGGUCGGCGCCUUCAGGCCCUUCGCCUCGCCUCCGGAGGAUCGGGAUGGAGCUCCAGGGGGGUAUCAGUCUGCGUUCACCCCUGCCAAGCGCCUCAAAGGCUGCCUGGAUCCAGAGGCUUCACCCCAUCUCCGGUACUCUGACGCUGAGGGGAAAGAGUACGACUUUGGCGGCGCCCAGAUUCCUCCUGGGGGCUCGCCCAGCAGCGCCUUGAAGGCAGUUGAGGACAGUGGGAAAAAGAUCUUCGCCGUGUCAGGCCUCCUGUCUGAUCGAGAGACUUCCUCCAGCCCAGAGGACCGCAUCGAGCGCUGUAAGUAG
Sphaeramia orbicularis (orbiculate cardinalfish) is the source of this 1698-nucleotide messenger RNA. Its product is annotated as E3 ubiquitin-protein ligase Rnf220-like. Gene Ontology annotation, molecular function: ubiquitin protein ligase activity. Gene Ontology annotation, biological process: protein ubiquitination. NCBI's taxonomy places the organism in Eukaryota, Metazoa, Chordata, Actinopteri, Kurtiformes, Apogonidae. The transcript is spliced from 2 exons. The record is from RefSeq and is a predicted model, not a curated record. Bases 1036 to 1698 code for a protein of 220 amino acids.